CUUGCUUGGAACGGAACGUGCGGAUCGGCCGCGGUCAAACUUUCGUGUUUCGUUUUACGGUAACAGUGCAGUGUAGUGAUGUGAUGUGAUUGUUUGUUGAUGCACCAGCAACAGUGAUGACUCACCGAUAUAGCAGAUUAUGAAGUCUCGACACCGGGACGUCGUUCUGGCGCGAUGUGGAGUGUGGGCUUAUAUCUUCUCUCGCAGAUAGUCCUGUGUCAAUUUUCUACUGAAAACCCAACACAACCGACCGAAGAAGACAGGACAGUGACGUCAUUCUACGCGCUCAGUACUGGCAUCGCCCCCGCUCCUGUCAUGUUAAAACUGGGAAAUUCCACCAUCGACAGCACCAAAUCCUUCAAAGUACCACAGCCUUCGGAACCCACGGGGACCCAAACAACCCCUGGGUACCCUAAAGUCAUAGUACCACAUGUGGUUUCAGUAAAGAAUACGUAUUUUGACCACGAUAGGAAGUAUGGCCCUACCUUUGAGGACACGCCUGAAGGGAACAUUACUAGGACUAAAGUACAAUUAGGAGACAACGCGUUUUUGAAUUGCAGAAUCACGCUGCUUAGGGAUAAAACGGUAUCAUGGGUCCGCCGGAGAGGGCGAGACGAUAUGCCCGAACUUCUCACAGUGGGGACCGUGACGUAUGCAGCUGACAAUCGCAUGACCGUCGCCAACCGAUACCCUGGCAACUGGAGGCUCCUCAUCAAGGAGGUGAAACCUGAAGACGAGGGGGUCUACGAGUGCCAAAUAUCCACACACCCGCCUAGGGUCAGCAGGACUUAUUUGCAUGUUAAUACGCCUCAAGUCAACGUGGUUGACGAAGCCGGGGAGCCACUCUCCGAGAAGUAUUACGAGGCUGAAUCAACCCUCGCGCUGGUCUGCAGGGCCAGGCAUGUGGAGACUCCCGCAGUUCUCACGUGGCUUCACGAGGGUAGAGCCCUGAACGCUGAUACCACUAGGGGAGGAAUCAGCGUGAAGACAGAACAAGUGGCUGGUGGAGCUGACAGCCUGCUGCGGUUGGCUCGUGUGAACAGCAGCGACGCGGGCAAUUACACGUGCGCAGUCAGAGGGGCAAGGUCCCAUACCGUGUCUGUUCAUGUGCUCAAUGAGAGCCUGGCGGAGCUCCACGCGGGGACCCAAUCAAUUCAGCCUACAUCAAAAAUAACGGUUAUAACGUUAUUAGUAGUGUUAAUUGUAACGGAGCAACCGUUAUUCAAAACUGUGAUUGUAUUCGCAGCAUUAGCGUGUACGGUGUUGGCCCAAGGCCUAAGAUUUGAUCGUGUGUUGGUACUAUUACCUACGUGAUA
Messenger RNA from Amyelois transitella, 1316 nucleotides. RefSeq lists its product as uncharacterized. The transcript has 7 exons. Lineage: Eukaryota; Metazoa; Arthropoda; Insecta; Lepidoptera; Pyralidae. Gene Ontology annotation, biological process: synapse organization. Gene Ontology annotation, cellular component: neuron projection membrane. The record is from RefSeq and is a predicted model, not a curated record. The coding region runs from base 175 to 1314 and encodes 379 amino acids.